AUGAACUUUAUUACAACUCUACAAAGAAUGCGACCGUAUACAUUGGUGCCAACGGAUGAAGAACAACAACAUUUAGAAAUGAUACGUUAUUCGAGCGAAGAUGAAUCCGAUGACAAAGAAACAAGAGUGCCAGAAUUACCUGUAGAGAUUCUUCAUAGAAUUUUCAAACAUUACUUGCUAUCCUUGCCAGAAAUUCCAGGUAAAUUUAGACCUUGGAAUAGUGAGUCAAAAGAAAUCUGUAGGCUAUCACAAGUGAAUCAUACUUUUCAAGCAUUUUUUAAGCCUCUGUUAUGGAAAAGAGUCUGUAUCUUUGGCGCGGAUGAAGAAAAAGAAAAGAUCAAAGAUCGAUCAUGUUGUAGCUGUUUUCAAGUACUUAUACAACAAUUUCGAAAGGUUGAACCAACCGAAGAUUACUCUAACGAUACUUGGGAGUUAGAACAUAAGGCCAGGUCGAAACAUCCUUGGGGAGUACUUGGAAAAAGCAGGACCUUAAAUCGAUCAUGCGGUAGAAACGUGAAAGGUAUUUCAUGGACUGGACCAGGACGUGGAACGUUUUAUGAAAGUGACAUAAAUUUGUCAAAACUUUCUAUCCCUCUAAUUGAUUCGACGGUUGAGAGUAUUUCGGUCGAAAAUGGUUGCUUUGAUCAUGAUAUAUGUAAUUAUAAAGGAACGAUCGAUUGGCUAGAAGACGAUCCGGGAUCUCAAUUUGGCUUUCGGGUAAAACACAAGGAAGAUAAUGAACAACCUACUUUUUGCUACUGGCUCGUACAACAAUGCAUGAUUGGCGCAGAACAUUCUCUAAAAGAAGUCAACUUCGAUUAUGCUACGCCACCGCUAACUAUACCCGCAUUAUACCCUUUAUGGGUGUAUUUCGAAAGGGUCGGAUCAUGGUUCUGUCCUGAUGUGUGGGGCACCGUUCCUGCAACUGAUUACACCCAGGGAAUUGCUUGGUUGCGUAGGCUAUUGCUCCGAUACGAAGGACCGCGGGAAGGCGCUUGGAUUCAAGAUCUUCUGGUAAGAGAGUGUGAAGCAAUCAAGAGAGAAGAACAAGCGGAUAGACAUUAUCUGAUCGAGGGUCCAGAAGGUCCUCCAUAUCAAUCACUUAAGCCAUAUCAAGUUAGGACCUUCCUCCAAACUUUAGGCUUCAGGUAUUUGAACGUGCAGCACGAUAGUCUUGGAUUUGGUCUGGUGGGAGAUAUGGAUUCGAGCAUUUGUGCGAAUCUGGCCAAAGUUGUUGAGAGGUUGAAAAAGGAAGAAGUUACGAAAAAGAAUGAAUGUUUAGGCUCUUCUGUAGAAUCAACAUUCAAAUAUAGAGAUCUUAUAUAG
Meira miltonrushii is the source of this 1326-nucleotide messenger RNA. RefSeq lists its product as uncharacterized. NCBI's taxonomy places the organism in Eukaryota, Fungi, Basidiomycota, Exobasidiomycetes, Exobasidiales, Brachybasidiaceae. The transcript has a single exon. The record is from RefSeq and is a predicted model, not a curated record. Gene Ontology annotation, molecular function: protein binding. Bases 1 to 1326 code for a protein of 441 amino acids.